AUGAACAACCAGGGGCGGGCCUCAGCUCCCUUUCCGGCCCGGACCUCCGCCUCGGUCCGGGCUCCGACACCGGCCAGGCCCUCAAUCCCGGCCCGGUCCCUGACUCCGGCCAGGCCCCCCAUCCCGAUCCGGUCCCCGACUCCGGUCAGGCCCUCAAUCCCGGUCCGGUCACCGACUCCAGUCCCGGCCUUGGCUCCGGUCCGGUUCCGGACGCCGGUCCCGGCCUCGACUGUGGCCCGAACUCCGACUCUGAUCCGGACCCCGUCCCCGGCCCGGACCCCGAUUCCACUCCAGACCGUGACCCGGGUCGGAGCCCCGACUGCGGUCCCGACCUCAACACCAACUUCAUCCCCUGUCCCGGUCCCGAUCCCGGUCCCGGUCCCAGUUCCGGUCCGGGUCCCUGCAGCGGUCUCUGACUUGGAGUCGUUCCCGAGCUCCGCCCUACCUUUGGGUCCACCCCAAGAACCUGCACCAGAUCCCACUUUGUGGCCUGGUAAGGCCCCUGAGCCAACGCCGGAUGUGAAGCUUGUCCCAUCAGUCGCCAGUGGAUUAAGGACCACGCAAGGGCCCGAUCUUGAGCUCACUCCAUCGGCCACUGAUUUACUGGGGCCCACUCUCGGAUCCACCCCAAGCGCGGAUCCAGUGACCACCAAGCUGACAGAUUCCACGGCUGGACCUAUCCCCAAGCCCAUACUGGGGACCGUCCCCUUGGCCACCUCCUUACCUAUUUCUGCCAACACAUUCGCCUCCACCAGCAAGAACUUUCAAGUGGACAACAAGAUCGUAAUUAAAGUGAUCUACUGUGGCCUCUGAAGCUAUAACCUCCGGUACGUUCUACUGAAAAAGAGUCUGGAGCAGCAAUUUCCAAAUCGUCUACUCUUUGAGGAGGACAUAUCCACACAGGGUACUGGGGAAUUUGAAGUGUUUGUGGAUGGAAAACUGGUUCAUUCAAAGAAGAAAGGUGAUGGCUUUGUGGAUGAGGCCAAACUGCAGAAAAUUGUGAACAUUAUCAAUGAAGGGAUCAGGAAAAUGUAG
Pteronotus mesoamericanus is the source of this 1035-nucleotide messenger RNA. It is a transcript of the gene SELENOV, whose product is annotated as selenoprotein V. NCBI's taxonomy places the organism in Eukaryota, Metazoa, Chordata, Mammalia, Chiroptera, Mormoopidae. The record is from RefSeq and is a predicted model, not a curated record. The transcript has 5 exons. Gene Ontology annotation, biological process: response to selenium ion.